This is a messenger RNA of Trichoderma reesei QM6a, 1089 nucleotides long. RefSeq lists its product as uncharacterized. The record is from RefSeq and is a predicted model, not a curated record. Gene Ontology annotation, biological process: post-chaperonin tubulin folding pathway; tubulin complex assembly. Gene Ontology annotation, molecular function: tubulin binding. Gene Ontology annotation, cellular component: cytoplasm. Bases 1 to 1089 code for a protein of 362 amino acids. The transcript has 4 exons. NCBI's taxonomy places the organism in Eukaryota, Fungi, Ascomycota, Sordariomycetes, Hypocreales, Hypocreaceae.
AUGGAUCCAAAGGAAAAGUUCUAUCGUCACUUUCGUGACAGCGUCGACGCUCUCCAGGAUCAGAUUGAUCAAUUAACUCAGCUAUCCUCCAUCGGUGGCGAGCGUCAAGAUGCCACGGACAACAUCCUCGCGGGCAUCAGCAAGCUCCAGAAUGAAGUCGCCGAUGCCGCCGAGUUCACGCCCGCAUACGACCGACGUCAGUAUUCAGAUGCAAUCAAAGGCCUACAGGAUAAGCUUAACGAGACUCUUGCCAAGUUUGCACCCAAGACGAGAUUCCAGUUUAGGCGCACUGGAACAGACCACAUCGACAUGGGCGCACCGGAGAAUGAUCCGCGCUUGAACCCGGGCAGUCUGUCUCGACGACCGCGUAGUCCAACGACUGCUCCGGGUGCAGCGAGGAGCAUGGCAGAGGAGAACCGGGAUAUCGUGGGCGAUCUGCCGUCCACGGGGAAGAAUUACAACGAGGAGCUAGCCAAGCCAGACCUCGCAUCUAUCCGAAAGCCCAGCUUCUCUGCCGCGCAGAGCAUCGACAUCUCUGACCAUGACGGCCUCCACAUCAUUCUUCCGUCCUCGGCGUCGCGGGCCACAGCAGCGGGCUGUUUGCGAAACCUCAAAAAUUGUGUCAUUGACCUUUCGAUACCCACAGCCCAGGGCGCACCAUUCCCGGGUCUUAUAUUGAAGGAUAUCGACAGGUGUCUUAUUGUGGCAGGCAGAGUGAACGGGCCUAUCCAUAUCAACGACGUGACCAACAGCAUUCUCGUCGUUGUAGCGCGACAGGUUCGGAUCCAUAACUGCAAGAACGUCGAUAUCUACUUGCACUGCGCCAGCCACCCAAUCAUCGAAGAUUGCUCGGGCAUGCGCUUUGCUCCUUUGCCGGAGUAUUAUGUACGUGAUGACGAUCCGUCGACUUCCUUGUUCUGGGAUCAAGUCGAUGAUUUUAAGUGGCUGAAGACUAGCCAGAGUCCGAAUUGGACGACCCUCUCCGAGGCCCAGCGGCUUUCCGACGAAGUGUGGACGAAGAUUGUGCCGGGCCAGCCGGGCAUUGGUGUCGAGAAAGUACUGGCCAAGGUUGGAAUCCCGCCAAAGUAA